Molecule: messenger RNA, 1519 nt
Organism: Phalaenopsis equestris
Lineage: Eukaryota; Viridiplantae; Streptophyta; Magnoliopsida; Asparagales; Orchidaceae
Product: ADP,ATP carrier protein 1, mitochondrial-like
Exons: 4
Coding region: 162-1337 (391 amino acids)
Biological process (GO): mitochondrial ATP transmembrane transport; mitochondrial ADP transmembrane transport
Cellular component (GO): mitochondrial inner membrane
Molecular function (GO): ATP:ADP antiporter activity
Source: RefSeq, a predicted model, not a curated record
UUGUUACUUCCUUUGACCCGUCAUGACUGCUUAAAUACUUCAUUAGCUUCACAUUCCAAAUCUCUUUAAUUCCAUCUAGUUUUGGUUUUUCUCUUUCAUCUUCUUUCUGGUUUUUUUGGAUCUCUGUCCCGGAUUUGCAGGAGGUUUCUUAAUAGAUAGUCAUGGCAGAUCAGAUUAACCACCCCAAUGUAACUCAGACAGUUGCUGGUCAAUUUUGUUUCAACUCCAGCUUCUCCCAGAAUCUGCGGGCUCUUAACCAAAGUUCUUACAGGCCUUAUUUGUACGAGAGGCCUUUCUCAACACAAAACUACCUCAAUAAUGAGCUGCAGAACCCAUUAAUGAGCAUGGGAAAGUUUACUAGUAAUCUUCCCAUGGUGACAACAGCUUCAUCUGUGUUUGCUCAGGCACCUUCUGAAAAAGGCUUGAACUCUUUUGCCAUUGAUUUUCUUAUGGGUGGAGUAUCAGCUGCUGUUUCCAAAACUGCAGCUGCUCCAUUAGAGCGUGUUAAGUUACUGAUCCAGAACCAAGAUGAGAUGAUUAAGGCUGGACGUCUCUCUGAACCUUAUAAAGGAAUUACAGACUGUUUUGCUCGUACGGUCAGAGAAGAAGGUAUGGGUUCACUUUGGAGAAGUAACACAGUAAAUGUUAUUCGUUACUUCCCUACUCAGGCAUUGAACUUCGCCUUCAAGGAUUAUUUCAAGAGAAUGUUCAACUUUAAGAAGGAUAGGGAUGGCUACUGGAAGUGGUUUGCAGGCAACUUGGCUUCCGGAGGCGCAGCUGGUGCUUCUUCUCUUCUUUUUGUCUACUCUCUGGAUUAUGCCCGUACUCGUCUGGCUAAUGAUGCCAAGGCAGCAAAGAAAGGUGGAGAGCGGCAGUUUAAUGGCCUGGUUGAUGUCUACAGGAAGACUCUUAAGUCAGAUGGAAUAGCUGGUCUGUACCGUGGAUUCAACAUCUCUUGUGCUGGAAUUAUAGUUUACAGAGGUUUAUAUUUUGGAAUGUAUGAUUCUUUGAAGCCAGUGGUCCUUGUCGGAAGCCUGCAGGAUAGUUUCUUCGCAAGCUUUGCCCUUGGAUGGUUGAUCACAAAUGGUGCUGGACUUGCAUCCUAUCCCAUCGACACAGUUCGUAGAAGAAUGAUGAUGACCUCAGGUGAGGCUGUUAAGUAUAAGAGCUCAAUGGAUGCUUUCUCCCAGAUUCUUAAAAAUGAGGGUGUCAAAUCCCUCUUCAAGGGCGCUGGAGCAAAUAUUCUACGCGCCGUUGCUGGUGCUGGGGUGCUUGCUGGCUAUGACAAGCUUCAAGUUAUUGUCUUGGGGAAAAAAUAUGGUUCCGGUGGCGCCUGAGUUCUUACAGAUGGUGAUGAAAAAAAUAAAAAGCAUAGUUUCAUUUAAGAAGUAUUUUUCUUACAUCUAUUUUGUUUUGGCAAAAGUCUUGAGACUAAUAAUUUUUGCUUCCGGGCAAAAGUUUCAUUUAAGAAGUUUCAUAGAUUUGAUUCCCUUUGGGGUUACAUUAUAUUUAUUGUUCA